AGUGUGGAGUCAGUGGAGUGGGCCGGGGGAGAGAGUAGGAGAAGGAGCAGGCAGGCGAGCGAGCAACUUAGACAGAAGACAGCCAUGACCCAUUAUUGGCGGAGCCUCCUCCGAUGAGCAGCACCGCGGGCCGUCGACGCUGUCCGCCCGCCGCCGCCGACUGCAUGAGCCUCUAGACUCGUAGGCCUUCGGCAUGGCGGCCGAACCGAAGCUGCUGCCGCUGCUGCUGGUGCUGGCGGCGGCCGUGGCCGCCGCAGCCGCCUCCGACCGCCCCCUGUGCGACGGUGGCCUCUGCAGGUGCAAGCCCGAGAGCAAGCAGGUCGUGUGCCGAUCCGCCGCCCUGGACCGCGUGCCAUCGGCAGCCGUCAUCGCACGCGUGCCAGCCGUCAAGAAGCUGGACCUGACUGGGAACAACAUCACUUAUGUGGCCACGGGGGACAUGGAGGGACUCAACACCCUCGAGGAACUGAAUCUCCGGAAGAACCACCUUUGGGAAAUAGAAGUGGGUGCCUUUGCGGGGCUAGAAAACUUGAAAAUCUUAGAUUUGGAUGAUAAUUACUUAACUGAGAUCCCGCAGGCCGUCGUGGGGCUUCCACUUUUAAAGCAUUUAUCUCUGUCAAACAAUAAGAUUAAAGUAAUCCCACACGGCAUACUGCAGAAAUUACCUCGGCUGCUAGUGCUAGAACUGAGAGGCAACCCCAUGACCUUCCUUCACCCUGAUGCAUUUGUUGGACUGACGUUCAUGAGAAAACUAAUUCUGUCUGAUGCACGAAAUCUGACCAUUUUCCCCAAUUUAAACGGGAGCAGCAGCUUAGAAAUCUUGACCAUCGAGAGAGCCUCUUUGCAAGAAGUACCUUCGAAUCUGUGUGCCCUUACUCCUAAGUUGAAAUCUUUGGACUUGAGCUCGAACGAGUUGUCGCGAAUCCCAGACCUUAGUGAGUGCAAAGAGCUCAGAAUUUUGGAGCUCUCUAAGAACCAGAUCGAAACUGUCGAAUCUCAUCCAUUUUCCGCCCUGUCGCAGCUUCACGACUUGCUGUUGUCGCGCAACAAAAUCAAACACGUGCCGCAAGAAGCGUUCAAAGGACUGUCAAAACUGCAAGUUUUGGAUCUGGAGGGGAACGGCAUUGAGAGCAUUCAUCCCGAAACAUUCAUUCCAUUAACCACUCUAGAGGACCUAAACUUGGGCAACAACCAAUUCUCUCAUUUGCCCGAGCAAGGGCUUAGCAACCUCUUGCACCUGAAGACCUUCAACAACCCCAACCUGAGGGAGUUCCCCGGUCCUCAGCAUUUCCCUCGCAUUUUGACCCUGGUGCUCUCGUACGCUUACCACUGUUGUGCAUUUCAACCUCCGGACGAGGAAGACGCAGACUCAUUGGACCAAAAUAAACUCGUCUUCGAUGACACAGUCAUCUUUCCCGGUUCUGGCUCCAAUUUUGACCUCGGCCUUUGGAAUUCGAGCGAUUCGGAGCUCUGGCCUAAACUGAGAAACCUGACGGACAAAUUUGGGCCCGACAUUGCCAAGAUUCUCGAGUCCUUUGGCCCGGAUGUAACAUACCCUAGCAACCUGCCAGCCUACAUGGAGGAGUACUACGAAGAACACGUAGGUGCCAAACGACACGGUCGAGUUCAUUGUCUUCCAUUACCAGGGCCGUUUUUGCCCUGCCAUGAUUUAUUCGACUGGUGGACGUUGCGAUGCGGCGUGUGGAUUGUCUUUUUGCUCGCCAUGCUUGGCAACGGCACCGUAGUUUUUGUGCUCACAUUCUCCCGCAGCAAAAUGGACGUGCCAAGAUUCCUCGUCUGCAACCUGGCCAUGGCUGACUUUUUUAUGGGCAUUUAUCUCGGCUUUUUGGCGGUGGUGGAUGCAUCAACACUCGGCGAAUUUCGCAAGUACGCCAUCCCGUGGCAAAUGUCGGUCGGCUGCCAGUUGGCCGGCUUCCUCGGUGUGCUCAGCUGCGAGCUGUCCGUCUACACGUUGGCCGUGAUCACCCUGGAGAGGAACUACGCCAUCACGCACGCCAUGCACCUGAACAAGCGACUCUCCCUGAAGCACGCCGGCUACAUAAUGCUGGGCGGAUGGACCUUCUCCCUCUCCAUGGCCAUCCUGCCACUCAUCGGCAUCUCCGACUAUCGCAAAUUCGCAGUCUGCCUGCCCUUCGAGACCAUGGGCACCGCGUCGCUGUCCUAUGUUGUUUUCCUCAUGUUCAUCAACGGUGUUGCUUUUCUCAUCCUCAUGGGGUGCUACCUCAAGAUGUACUGUGCCAUCAGGGGAUCACAGGCCUGGAACUCGAACGACUCUCGUAUCGCCAAGCGAAUGGCCUUGCUGGUGUUCACCGACUUCAUCUGCUGGUCUCCGAUCGCCUUCUUCUCGCUGACGGCGGCGUUCGGCCUGCAGCUGAUCUCGCUGGAGCAGGCCAAGGUGUUCACGGUGUUCGUGCUGCCGCUGAACUCGUGCUGCAACCCGUUCCUCUACGCCAUCCUGACGAAGCAGUUCAAGAAGGACUGCGUGCUCAUCUGCAAGGCGAUCGAGGAGUCGCGCGUGACCAGAGGCAUCGGCCGGUGCAGGCACAGCUCCAACUUCAGCAACCGCCAGACGCCGGCCAACACCAACAGCCUGGUCGACCGCUCGUCCCGCGAGCACGCUCCGUGCGCCUGCUCCGCCAUGAACAUCGCGUCGCCCACGGCCAAGCUGCUCGCCCAGAAUCCGCGCAUGCAGCGCAUCGAGAUAGCCUCGCCCAACAGAAAUGCACCUGCAAGGAUGUGGAUCAUGGACAAGGUGUCCUGGUUCCUGUGCCACAAAGACGUGCCACUGGAGAGGAACGACCAAUACGCAUACCAGAUCGCAGAAAUCCAACAGAAGCAGCACAAACGUGCGUCAUCAGUCUCAAGCGAAAACUUCAGCUCGUCGAGGUCGGACUCGUGGCGCAACGCUCACCACAGGUGCGGAAUCCCGCUGCGCUUGCUCGACCCGAAACGCAGAUCGUCCUGGGCAGUAACUCGGAAGACCUCACAAGAGUCGAACCUGUCAAGCUCCCGGAACGAUUCUGCCACGUCGGCGUCGACGUCAACGUGGCGCAUGUCGCGCUCGUCGGCGUCGGGAAGCGAGUCAUACGUGGUGCCGAAAAACCGGGCCGCGUCUGCGUCGUCGGCGGCCGCACAUCCGUCCCCCCUGCAGCCACUGCUGCCGGUGGCGAGCGGCGGCGGCGCCGAGCCGGUGGUGGUGCCGUGCAAGGCCAAGCCGCGGCUCACCAGGCAGAGCGCCGUGUCGCACCCCGAGCUGGGCGACGAGCCGGCGCCCCGCGGCCUGCUGGUGCGCCACCUGGCCACCAUUCCUUCGGCCGCGGAGAGCACAGAGGUCGGUGGCGCCGGCGCUGACUUUGCCAGCGCCGUUUCUACCUCAACAAACAGUCAGCUGGAGCCUAGUCACAAAGAAUCAGUUAAGGACGACAGCAUUGUUUAAUUUUUACCUUACUAUAUACACACAAAGUAAACAAAUUAUUGAGUGUAAGAAGGCUGGGCUUGUUUGAAGCCCGCAUACCUUCAGAAUUUAGAAGCAUUUUUUUGCAUCAGAAUGAAAUUAAAUUUGAAUAAAUUGCUGGUAAAAAUUUUCUGAUUAAGCUUAAAUUUUUUGUCUUAUCGUGAUGAGAUAAGGUUUUUAAGACUAUUUGAUUCAUAUUUUAUUUUUAACUUUCCGUUUCUUGUUUUUUUUUAUGUGGUUCAAGUAGUUAAAAGUUCAUCGAAAAUCAUUUUGGUGAACCCAUUUAAUAGCUAAGUUAUAUAUUGUUGACAUUUUAAGCGGAUGACAAUUAUUGUGUAAUUUAAAAAUUUUAUAUUGUAUAUUAUCACAGGCCUGAUUAUGUCUGUAGUGUAAAUAUCAAGUUCGUGUAUUGAAAACUAAAAAUCGAUUCGUUUUUUCCAGGGGAAUUUUUGGAACAAAUACGAUCACAAUUCAAUAAAAAUUUUUUUAAUAACUUUGCUACGUGAAAAUAAUGCUAGUUAAAAAAUAUGGAGGUGCAUCAUUACAUCACUAAAAUGUGCACACAUUUGAUGCAAAAAAUGGUUUUAAAUUCGAUCGGUAUGUAGGGCGAGUUUGGAGGGCUUGCCACUUGAUCCCUGAGAAUGGAAUACCUUAUUUUUAAUGAGAUAGGACCUCCACAAAUUUUAACCACGCACACACAGACUGCUGCAUUUGCCAUAAUAAUUUUUAAUUGACUCACACACUCACUCACCCCCGCUGUCUCAAUCAGGGUUUGGCAAAAGGGUGGAUAAAUUGACAAAAAAAGACUGUCCAUUGGAGUUUUUUAACAAAUAAUAAAUGCCAAUUUUUUUGUAUUUCUUGCAAUUUUGCGUUUGUUAAGGUUUCUACAAUUUUAUUGAACAGUUUUAAGCAUCAAUUUUUACUUCAAAGUAAACUACUUACCAUACUUUUAUGAAUUUGCACAUUUUUGUAAAACGUGUGUGAAAAUAUCAAAAAUUUAUAGUGCUCAGCAAAAUACGGACUUUUCCUGCUUACUUUUUUCUGAAAAAAAAAAAAACACUCAUGGACAAAACUGCAAACCCUGAUCUCAAUCGGCUAAAAUUAAAUUUUUCCAUGAUAUAUCACUGGGCAUUCUCAAUCCUCAGGGAGAAUGUGGAUCACCAAAUGACAUUUUGAGGAAUGUGAUGUUCGGAACUAAUUAAAAAUAUGGUGCCAAUAUAUAUGCUUAAAUAUAAGAGCAGCUUUCACGAGAUUUAUAUAUUAUCUGUUGAUUCGUGGCCAUAGCAAGGAGUAUUAUUUAUAAACAUACACAAACUCAAACACCUAGCCAUACGAUUUAUCCAUUUUCUCUUUUUGCCAUACUUACAUAUAUAUUCAUUCUUUUGCUGCAAAUAGCUUUAAGAUAACAUUUAAACAUGAUGUGUCUCUUUCUCGUAAACUUUUACUCCCAGGGAGCCUCUAUUGGCUUGCUAGUUGAAUGUGUGUCACAAAAAAGGAACGAAUAGAAAAGAAGAAGGAAAACCAUGCCUAUUAAAAGGUUUUAUCUGAGAUGAACAGGAUAACGUCCAAAUUAGACAAUGAAAUUUUAGAGAUAAAUAUAUACUGAAGACAUAGACGAGUGUGCUAUUUUGGUGGAUUAAAUGCGCAACGGGACUAGUUAGCGAAUAUACUAGCAGCUUUUAGUGGCGCGCGGAUUUUAACAACAGACACACACACGCAUUUUUGUAACCCCCACACAUAAAACGCAGAUAACAACUGGACCAGGGCAGCCAUCGCAUGAUAUUAGUUGAGAAUCGUUCAGUUGAAGCUCGUAGGGAAUGGCUCAAUUUUGACACUAGACAACAAGCUGAAUACAAACGAAAUCCCUGGCUCAUGAAAUAUUAAAAUAUUGUUCUGACACAAAUGGUUACCACACAAGCAGACCCGGAUUGGCGCGUACACGUGUGCUCGUUUUUCUUUUGUGUAUAUUGUACAAAAUGUGCUAGAUUUUUUCUUUUUGUAUUUUCCUCCGCUGCACGAAUAGAUUAGCGAGUAAUAAAGAUUAAAGGACACAUAGGAUGUCGAAAUAAAUAUAAUUUAAUGUUCAGCUAAAAAUACUGAAAUUCAGAUCAGUGCCUUUGUAAUUUUUGGAAUCUGUGAUCGCCGCGCUAUGCUGUCAUGCGUCGGAAAAAGAGAGCUGCCAUAUUUUGACGUCAUCAGUGUCAUGGCCGCGUGAGGUUCAGGACUCGCCUUGAUUGUUUGGAUUAAAUAACAUAAACGUACCUAAGAAAAAACCCAACAAAUAUCACUUAACAAAUUCACGUAACCCUAAUUGAUAUAUUAGAGUGCCCAAAAGCUUUUUUAAUUAAACAAUUGGCAAAAAAAGCGAAACCUAUGCGGCCAUGACACUGAUGACUUCAAAAAAUGGCCGUCCUUUUUUGUCCAGCACUUGCUUGCUCGCGCAGAGGCCGAUUCCAAAGAAAUCCAAUAUGCCACCCUCUGAUUUCUAGAAUUUUCAGUGUCCCAUGAAAAAUUAUAUUUUGCGACAUGCUUGUCCUUUAAUAGACACAAAUAUAUUUGACUGCGAUUUUUGUAAAGAGAACAGCAGAGUGGAAAAUGACUGGUGGGGGUUCGGGUCUGUUUUCCGUUUGUGCGCAGUCACAAUGAACGUACAAGAUUUAAAGCGUCCUCUGUAACUAUUUAAGGCCUUAUUUAUUGAUGUUUCAACAAGAUUGACGUGAUGUUAAUGUUCAAUUUUGCGCCUCAGUUUGCAAGCACGGGCCAGGGAGCAAAACGGCCUUUAUAAUUGGCUAACUGUUUUUAUCUUGUUUGUUAAAAAAUAUUUUGCUCAAAACGUCCAUACUAAAGGUGCUACAAGGAGAGAGACGAAAACUAAAUUCGUCACGUGUUUCUGCUUUUAAAAAAUAAUAUAAUAUACUAAUUCCUGGCCGGUUUGCAAAUUAGGUGCAAAAUAUCGCAGCUAGAGAUAUUCUUAACUUCGGACGGGCUCGUUUUGCACGGCAGCUAACAACAAUUAAGUGCAAAAUGAGAUAUUUUAAUUUAUUUCUAUUUAAUAGUCAAUAAUGGACAUAAAAAGCAUUUAAUUUAUUUGAAUUCAUAAAACAUUGUCGUGCAUUGAAAUUAGAUCAAGAUUAGGCGAGGACUGUGUAUGUUUGCAGUUUGAUCUAGGCUGUCUCUGUCGCAGCAUGUAGUUAGACACAUUUUGGGCCUAUUCCCGUGGAUAUUAAUAUUGUAACAGAAAAUGAACGUGCAUAUAUAUUUAUUAAUGUUCGAUUUACAAAAAAAAAAUGUGAAAUAGCUCGCAGAUAAUUAUAUUACGGUAGAGAAUAAAGAAAAGAAUUGCUUUCUUGCCAACGAAGGCUGAAAAAUAAUUAAACAAUAACGCCACUUGAAUGAUAAAAAGCACUUGUUUAUGUUUUCAAUGCUGUGUAUGUGCAUUUCAAUAAUAACAAAAGCUCGAACAAUGUCAAGAAGCUACACUGCAUUUACUUGAAACUUAAUUGGACGUGUCUAAUUAAUUUACUUUCCCUUGACGAGAUUGAAUCUCCAGCUUUACUACUUGUUUCUCUUUUAUAGACUUAAUAAUACUGUUGAUAAUCAUAUGUGUCUACGGAAAUCGUUUUGCCUAGGACAUAAUUCAAAUAAUUAUUAACCAUGUCAAUGAAUCGACUCCUUUAAUUUAUUUGUAGCCACUUAACACCAUGUUAUGCCAAUUAAAUGUUCCCAUAAAUUUGCGGCAGUGUGUAGCAGUUUUUAGUUUUAAAGUCUCGAUAGCAGUUGCUAAAAUGUAUUUAUCUACUAAAAUAAAAGUUUUGUUGCAUAAAA
Messenger RNA from Cloeon dipterum, 7300 nucleotides. RefSeq names its product lutropin-choriogonadotropic hormone receptor-like. The record is from RefSeq and is a predicted model, not a curated record. NCBI's taxonomy places the organism in Eukaryota, Metazoa, Arthropoda, Insecta, Ephemeroptera, Baetidae. The transcript is spliced from 16 exons. Gene Ontology annotation, cellular component: plasma membrane. Gene Ontology annotation, molecular function: G protein-coupled peptide receptor activity; protein-hormone receptor activity; protein binding. Gene Ontology annotation, biological process: activation of adenylate cyclase activity; hormone-mediated signaling pathway; adenylate cyclase-activating G protein-coupled receptor signaling pathway. The coding region runs from base 194 to 3457 and encodes 1087 amino acids.